Molecule: messenger RNA, 1971 nt
Organism: Clonostachys rhizophaga
Lineage: Eukaryota; Fungi; Ascomycota; Sordariomycetes; Hypocreales; Bionectriaceae
Source: the annotation of a GenBank genome assembly
AUGUCCAAGCGUCCACAUGAAAGAGUCAACGGCUCGUCUCCGGCUCUGCAUCCAUCCAAGAGAUAUGUGGGAGGGGCCCAAAAUUCUCACAAUGGACACCCGUUGCCGCAAAUAUCGCGGAACAUCAAAGCAUGUACCAUCAAAUGCUUGAUGUCCGAUGCUGGGCCUCCGUGCCAAAGGUGUCACGAGAAGAAGCUGGACUGCGUUGUGAGCAAGAACCUACAGAGCAUCAUCGAUGAGAAGACACAAUUAUCCGAGGCUGUACUCUCAGAUCUCGAGUACCUGUAUGCAGCUGUUGGGGAGAUGCGGGAGGCUAUCGGCAUGUCUGGUUUGCUGCCAAUGCAGAUCACCCAGUUUCAAGAUGGGAGAACAUCUGGCCCUACGGCACCUACACAAUCCCUCGCGAUCCCACCGGCUGGAAAUGAAGCGAUAGGGCCGUCGUGCGACAACUCCCCGAAGCUUUCCCCCAACGACAGUGACCUACCGCACAUACCAAUCCACUCACUGUAUACACUGACCAAAAUGCGCGCUCUUCGGUCCCCGGAUAGCCAAGAGACGCGGCAGACGGAUGCCAUCAACGACUUCAUUUCUCACGGAAAGCUUGCCCUGAAUGAUGCAGAACGCCUCUUCACUUAUUACCGGGACACUCUGGACGGAUUCAUGUAUUCCAUCGGAUGUCGGUACCAGUCGUUAGAUGAGCUGCGCCGGAAGAGCCCUAUUCUUUCCGCCGCAACUUUGACGGUAGCCGCGAUGCAUGAUCCAAGUGCCAACGAACAGUACGGCGUUUGUCGAGCCGAGCUUCGCAAAUUGGUAGAACGGUCUAUGCUAGGCAGGCAAGCAGACAAGGACUACUUUCGAGCUCUAAGCAUUGCGGCAUACUGGCUAAGCGAUCUCUCAUGGACGCUCUCAGGACACGCCAUCCGUCGAGCUACCGAGUGCAACAUUCACAACAGUUUCAGCCAGGCUGUGCAAGAACAGAGCCAAGACGCGGUAGAUUGUGCGAGAAUAUGGUCUAUACUGUACAUUUGCGAUCAGCACCUGGCAACUUUAUAUAGCCGACCAGCCAUCAUCCAAGAUGACGGCUCUACUCAGAAUUGGGAAGGGUUUCUGAAUGCUCCCUUCGCUACUAAAGAGGACGAGAGACUGAUGAGCCAAGUUGAGCUCAUGGGCAUCACUCAAAACGUACGGCAGCUCUUCGGACCUGACAACGGGCAGCCGAUUCCGAAAAUGUACUUGAAUCAGAUAUCACACUAUAACCGACAGCUGGGGCAAUGGAUCGCCAAGUGGAAUGUCCGGCUUCCAGCCCCCGGCUUUCCACGGAAAGGUGCCCAACUGCACAUGCAUUUCGUGCAGCUCUACCUCUAUUCGCACGUUUUUCGUGGCCAGUCCAGCCCGUUGCCAAGCUACUUCUUCGAUGCUGCCUGUGUCGCUGUGGCUGCCGCAUCCACAAUCAUGGAAUUCCUCCUGACUGAUCCAGACCUCUGCGCUGGCAUUGUCGGGAUGCCUUCUUACCUGCUCUCCAUGAUUGCAUUUACGGCCAUGUUCGCAGUCAAGGUUGCUCACAAGUUCAAAGACGACAACCUGUUAACAAUUGAACAAGCUCAGACCCAAAUCCUGAGACUCGUGACACUCUUCCGGUCAUUGAAUGUGGGCAAGUGGCACUUGGCAAAUCUCAUGGUGGAGGGGUUGGAAAAGCUUGCCAAGUUUGUAGAGCCGACCAUGGAGAAUGGAUUCCAUCCACAUGACGGGACAGCUACUUUUCCGAUGCACACAGCUGAUGGCAUGGCUGUGUUUGCCCAGACGAUGCCGUUCAAUCAUGUCAUGCCCAAGGUUGACGGAAUCCCUUGCCCUGCGUUGGAUACAACGUUUGGUCUGUCUCCUAUCUUUGGCUUCGAUCCAUCGUGGCUGGAAGAAGGGACGCUUGGUGAGCCGAUUCCAACGCAUGAUGAUGACAGUCAGCAUAUGGCAUGA